CGUCACACCAGUUUACGGAAGUGUAACCACCCACUACAAAGAUGGAGGACGAUAUCUCAGAUUUGAGCAGACCACAAAUGUACUUGUUUGGUUGCACCCUCAAAUCGGACAAACGGGAGUUCAAAGUUGACGUAGACGACGAUGAUACGGAGCAACAGCUGUCACUCAAAGCAGUGUGUCUGGGAGCCGAGGCGGAGGAUAAGUUCCACAUGGUGGAAGUGGAGGGCCUCACUUAUGAUGGAAAAAGGACCAAAGUGCCACUGGUUGUCCUAAAACCGUCGGUCCUGCCCUCUAUGAGUUUAGGUGGAUUUGAGAUCACCCCUCCAGUUACCUUCCGUCUCCAGUCUGGCUCUGGACCAGUUCACAUCAGCGGGCAGCAUUUUGUUAGUGUGAAAGAUACAGAGGAUGAAGAAGAGGAGAACAACUCGUCACCAGUGAAGCGGCCUGCCAGCCUGAUGUCGGGGAAGAAGCCUCCAUUGAAAAAACUGAAGAUGGAUUCUGACGAUGAUGAAGAUGACAGCGAUGAGGAUGAUGACGAUGAUGAUGAAGAUGAUGACAGUGAUGAAAAUGGUGUGAAGCCUCAGAAGAAUGUGGGAAAAGAACUCAAGAAAAGCCUAGAGUCUUCAGCAAAGAAGCCCAACAAGACUCCGAUGAAACAAAACGGCCCCGCAGGAAAACCAUCAGGAUCAGCGGUCAAAGCACAGAUUAAGACACCUGCCCCAGGAAAAGACAAACCCCAGGCAGGCCCGUCUAAAUCUCCCUCUCUGACUGAGAUUAAGAGCAAGUUGUCAACGGCAGCCAAGGAGGGAAAACCACUACCGAAGACCGAGCAGAAGUUUGAGAAUUUCGUGAGGAGUUCUUUUAAAAUCUCAGACAAAAAAGUGGUCAAGGACCUUUGGAGUUUUGUACAAACACUGAAGAUUGAGAAGAAGUAACAAACCUUGUACUUGGAAGCAUUUGUAUGUUUGGCAUCCUGCAAGACAUUUAAAGGCACAGUCAGCAAGAUUUCCUACUUGGCCUUAUUAUGUCAUCAUUGCUAACUCUGACUUAGAGUGAAGAGAAGGACUGAGUGCUGGAAAUGGGUAAAGUUAUUACUGAUUCAGGUGUCAUCGUUUUUUCUUAGAUGCGAAGCACCUCCUGGAGCCAAUCAGUAAUUCACACACAUAUUCACUUAUUCACGCUCAGCAGACAGAAUUAAGGGGAAGCUGUCCACUUCAUCAAAUGCCAAUCUGCACCACCAAUUAGGACCUGCAGAUGUCUAUUCUGCUUUCUUUCCUACAGGAAGGAAAUAGCUGCUGCAGUUUUAACACUUGCGCCACGAUACAUAUUGCACUUGCAGAUUUUUAUAGGUACAAUAACAAUUACUGAUAUGUAAAUGAGUAAGUAACAACAAAGGUUAUAAUUCAAGUAUUCAGAGCAAAGAUGGACCAGGCAGUUAAUCAUUGCUAUUUUUUAUAUGACCUUUCUUUCAUAUCUCUUUUAUUUUACAACAAAUCUGUGAGGUUUGGCAAAAGUAUCUUUUUUUUUUUUUUUUUUGGUACUACCACAAGGAGUCGUUAAGACAUACAGACAUACAUUUUAAAAUCCUACACACAAGGGCUCAUACAUUAAAACAUAAAUUCUCAAACAGCAGCUAUAAAAGUGACAGCAACUGCAGAUGGUGUAACUGUCAAAGUACAGAAGCUAUUCCUUUCCUUGCCUGUAGAAGGUGAGAUCUGCAUGCUUACGUGUAUAGUAGCAGCAUGUUGCAUUGGAAUUGCAGGUGUUAAACUGCUGGUGCUGCAGCUAUGCAGUUUGAUGCUGUUGGCUGAGCCUGGUUUUAGGUGCUUCGCAUCCAUGACACUGUGUGUCCUUGUUAAGUGAAAAAUGCAAUAGGAGAUAUUGCAGAAUGUGCCUUUAAAUAUCUCUACUGUAAACUGAGAUAAAUCAGAGUCCCAUUGUGUGUGAAUUUGAGCAGUAUAAACAAUGAUGGUUAAGACAGAUGAUACUGGGGGACAGUGACUAUAUAUUUUUCCUCUAAAGUGUUUUUGUCAUUUUAGGUUCUGUCUGGCUUUACAAAGCAUUAUUAGCUUACAGACUAAAAAAAUCUGUCUCUAUACAUAUUGUACAGAAAUUCAUCAGCGUAUGUCGAGAUGUUUUCUUUUUCUAAAUCUUCUAUUUUGGCUCGGUUCGGUCAUCUCCUGCAGCAGAACAUGCAACAACUGUAUUUUUUCAGAGCUUGGCCGACAACACCAAGGCUUACUUUUUGUUUCUUGCAGUGAUGAAGCAAAUAAGCAAAAAAGAUUCAACUGUUCAUAAAACAUUUCAGUGAAAAAAAACAAUGCCAUCUGGAGACAGUAUGAACCAUAUAUCUACAUCAGUGUUGCAUAUCUUUAUCAGUUAAUCUGUUGACUGACUGUUUCAUACCAUUUUACCAGGAAUGCACCGGACAUUUCUAGACGUGAAAAGUGUCAUGUUUUUUUUUAAUGCUUUCAAUACAAACGUUGGUAAGUUUAUAUUAGGGUUAUCUACACUUGUAGAACAUGCAGAUAUUUCCUAUUUCAGAUGGCAUUUUGUAGUAUGAAUUCAUAUCAAGCCCAUUAACAUCUAUCAUCAUUUUUUUUUUUGAGAGGGUAUUCAUUACAGUGAUUACAGCCAAAAAACAUCUGUAGCAAAAGUGUUCAUAUAAGCAGUACACAAAACAUUCUCAAGGCUAUUAUGAGCUCUAUAAAACAGAUGCCCCGACUAAAAGGUUUUUCUUUAAAGUAAUGUAUGUUACAUAUAAAAAGUUAAAGGCACGGCAAAUAGAUUGUUUACUAGCUCCAGGAGUAUAUUUACAACGUGGCACUAACACUGUUUCCAGUGUAUUUCAGUGUACUCUAAUGCACUAAAAACAGAUUACAAGCCUAUGAUUAACACAGAUUAUCUUAUUUAUUGCAGCAUAACCAUAAGGUAUAUAUCAGAAAAUUACAUCAGAGUAACUUGACGUCACCUUUACAGAAACCCUAUAAAGAACUCAACCCCAUAAUUGUUUGCACUCUUGUAUAUCGAUGCUCUGGUGACAAUAAGCAUACACUUGCUCAGUGCUUAUAAUGUGUUUAUGAUCCCGUAUAAGGCCUUUUAUUAGCCAAAUGUCGGCAGUUGGACCAUCUUUAACCAAUCAGAUUUCUUGGUCCAACCUUCCUCAUGUCUGUAAAGGAUAAUUGGAAUUCCUUAGCUGUAAACUGUACUACUUCAACAAAUUUAGGUUAUUGAAGUCACCCUAAUAAUUGACCUAAAUAUUACUUUUGAAAUAUCCUGAAUGCCCUCUUUUGUAUUAAGGUUUCAGUAGGAAUGGGUUGCCAUCCCCUGGCCCUAUUUCCUUUUUUGACUUGUGUAUGAGUUCAUAACGGAGUCCUUCUUGAAUGAUUUUGAUCAACUUACCGCUUAUCAAACUUAAUGGACUUAUUUCUGUAAAUAAACCUCUUGCUUUUAUUUACAUUUACGGCAGCUGAACAGUUUUAAGUGUAUGCUUAAUCCGCCCAUGCUAAUAGCUGGUUUUGCAGCUUGGAUCUGUUGUUAUGAUCUUUAUUUGAAAUGUUGUGUUCUAGUUGAGUACAGAAGUUUUAUGUUGAGUAUAAAACCCCUUUUAAAAUGUAAAUUUGUUCCCGUUUUUGUUAACUUCUCGUUUUAGUUUUUUCAAGCUGUCCUCCUUUGAUUCUGUUUUCAAGGCAGUACCUAAAUGUGUCCAAGUAGGGAAAAAAAUAAUGAUCUUUUGUGAUUAUUUGUUGCUGAUGGCUAAUUUUUAAACAUUUUAUUAAUAAAAUGUGGUUGAAAUUUAGCUUUCAAAAAUGUAAUUUGCAACAAAUACUGUAGUUUGACUGCUCGUUACAGUGCUACUAGCAUGGUGAAACCUUGAGUUUAGAACAGCAUUGUUAAGUAUUAAAGUUCUGGAUUUUGAGCGGCAGUAAAUAAUUGACUAUCAGACUAUCAGACUAAAGUAGUUCUGAUAUUUUUUUCUUUAAUCUUGCCUUGUAUAUAUGACCUGAAAUACCUACUGUGAAACAUCAGUAUGUUGUGAUAGGCAUCUUUAAUUUGAACUGACAAGAAUCAAGGCUCAUACAUAGUUGCUGCAUACGUCAGUGCCAGUUAAAUUGUAACACACUGUACUCAUGUGAAAUCUGAAUGUGUAUGAAUAGAUGGUGGCUGUGCAUUUUGUCCUUUUAGUCAAACUUUAUUGAUUAGUUCAUGCAUGACUGCUGAUAGUGGAUAUUCCUUUUUUCAUGGUUUGUUGAGAUGAACAUGUCCAUCCUUUUUAUUUCCUACCUGUAAUAUUUACCUGAAUAAAGUGAAUCCCAGCUGGU
Messenger RNA from Morone saxatilis (striped sea-bass), 4322 nucleotides. RefSeq names its product nucleophosmin 1b (gene npm1b). NCBI's taxonomy places the organism in Eukaryota, Metazoa, Chordata, Actinopteri, Moronidae. The record is from RefSeq and is a predicted model, not a curated record. Gene Ontology annotation, cellular component: centrosome; nucleolus; nucleoplasm. Gene Ontology annotation, biological process: ribosomal large subunit export from nucleus; ribosomal large subunit biogenesis; chromatin remodeling. The transcript has 11 exons. Gene Ontology annotation, molecular function: histone binding; chromatin binding; RNA binding. Bases 42 to 935 code for a protein of 297 amino acids.